Molecule: messenger RNA, 1578 nt
Organism: Musa acuminata AAA Group (dessert banana)
Lineage: Eukaryota; Viridiplantae; Streptophyta; Magnoliopsida; Zingiberales; Musaceae
Product: phosphoglycerate mutase-like protein 1
Exons: 10
Coding region: 29-997 (322 amino acids)
Cellular component (GO): cytoplasm
Molecular function (GO): phosphatase activity
Source: RefSeq, a predicted model, not a curated record
CUCCCCACAUCUGCACCACAUAUUAAUAAUGCAUCCAAAGCACUCCCCCUCUUCAUCCUCGUCUCCACCGCUUCUUCCCCUCCCGCUCUCUUCCGCCUCUACUUGGCCGUGUUGUCCCCGCUGCUCCUCCGGCUUCCCAGAUAUGAAUGGUGUCACUAGCUCAAGCUUGUUUCCUUUGCAGCGCUGUAAAACUGUGCACCUGGUCAGACAUGCACAGGGCAUUCAUAAUGUGAAAGGUGAAAAAGACUACAGAGCAUACUUAUCUCCAGAACUUUUUGAUGCACCCCUUACUCCAUUGGGAUGGGAUCAGGUCGAUAAUCUCCGUAAACACAUUAGAGCCUGCGGCCUAUAUAAGAAAAUUCAAUUGGUUAUCACCUCUCCUUUGCUAAGAACAAUGCAAACUGCCGUAGGGGUUUUUGGAGGAGACAGCUAUAGUGAUGGGGUCAAUGUGCCUGCCUUAAUGGUUGAAAACGUUGGGAAUAGUAACCGGCCUGCAAUUUCAAGCUUGAACUCUCCACCAUUUGUAGCGGUUGAAUCUUGCCGGGAGCAUUUGGGAGUUCGCCCAUGUGAUAAGAGGAGAAAUAUAAGCGAAUAUCGGCAUCUUUUCCCUGCAAUUGAUUUUUCUUUGAUAGAGAAUGAUGAAGACAUCUUGUGGAAAGCUGAUGUCAGAGAGACAAAUGAAGAGGUUGCAGCUAGAGGAGUAAAGUUUUUAAACUGGUUAUGGACACGAAAAGAGAAUGAGAUUGUUGUCAUUAGCCAUAGUGGGCUCUUGUAUCAUACCCUAAAAAUGUUUGGUAGUGACUGCCAUCCCAUCGUCAAAGAGGAAAUCAGCAAACAUUUAGCUAACUGUGAGCUCCGAUCUAUGGUGUUGGUUGACAGAAGUAUGCUUGGUUCAGAUUCUUGUUACAGCAAUUAUCCUGGUAAGAUACCGAGUGGUCUUGAUCUGCCCAGCGACAUUGCUGAUGAUAAGCACCCUGAGAAAGACAACAUCAAUUAGGUCUUCCAAGAUAGUCUCAUCGACCAACCAGCGAUGCAUCAAAGCCUGGAGUUGGUUCCUGAUAUUUCAUGUGAUAUUAAUGUGCUCAGGAGGCCACAGAGUUCAAUUUCUUUAACAAAUUAUCCACAUUUGGAGAGGUUUUGUAAGUCUUUGAUACGAUGCAUCGAUUAGACUUGAUCUAUAACAUGGAUAGAAUUUCCAGAGAUUUACAGCAAAUUGGGACUGGAAGGUGCACGAACUACUUGGUGUGGAGAUACUGGUUCUAUCGUCCUUGUCAACCUUGGUCAAGUAAUCCACUGCUCAGUAUGAACAGGUAGGUACUAUCGUCUCUUCAUUUACCUAUUUUUCAUGUGGCCUUGUUUCUUUACGUUUUUGCAUGAAACAUUAUGACCUUUGCCUUUCCAUUAGAAACUCUUCCAUCAUCAAUAUUGGCAUCCCAAUCCCUAUGUUAGUCCAAGAUAUAGGGCCCAAUUCCCGUAAGGGCAACUUUUGGUAGCAAGCGAGGGUAAAUUCUCUCGAGUUACUCCCCACUUUGUAAGUGCCACCAUAAAACAUUAUAAAGGCUAAGCAGGGCUUUUUAA